AUGUUCUGGCGCUUUGGGGGUUAUCCGGUCAAGUCGCCAGUUGAUGAUGCGCUAGAAAGGCCGGAUUGCACCAUCGAGGACCUGCUGAAGAUUGAUGAAACAAUCGGGGAGCUGAAGCAGCAGAACUCGAAGCUGCUAGAGUUCCUACGGGAGAAAAACGUGCUCGACCGUUUGCUCCGAUAUGUUGUUGCUACAAAACGCCCCACGUCCCCUAAUGCCACUACGGCUGAGGGUACAAGGCGGACAAGCGAGGGUAGUGCGGCGCUGGAAGGCUUCUUCGGCAAAGUAAAAUCAAGAGCAAGGUCCAAGUCUAUCGCCAAGUCGGACGCAGAAGAGAGUGAAGAUGAGAAGCAACGGCUUAAAUUCGCCUACGUGGCUUGCGAGAUUCUGUCGUCGGAUGUAUGGUCCAUAUCCGAGGCUUUACUAGAGCAUCCUGACAGCUUGCGGAAUUUCUGGCUGUACAUGAAACAGCCAGCCCCGCUGGAUCCCAUACAAGUGGGCUAUUUCACGAAGGUCAAUGAAGCAUUACUAGACAGAAAGACAGAGGAGAUGCUGGAUUUUCUUAAAUCACUCGACAACGUGGUGCCAGACAUAUUACAGCAUGUGGAUUGCCCAGCGGUCAUGGACUUGCUACUCAAGCUCAUCAGCCUGGAAAAGAGUGAAGGAGGCCAGGGCAUCGUUGAUUGGCUACAACAACAAAGUCUUGUUCCAAUCCUUCUCUCGUACCUGUCGCCUGACCAUUGUUCGUCUACACAAACAUCCGCUGGAGACUUCUUGAAGGCGAUCAUAACGAUAUCUGCGAACGCCACCACGCAAGAUCAAUCCGUGAUUGGCCCGAAUGAGCUCACGCGGCAACUUGUUUCAGAAGAAUGCGUGAGCACUCUUAUUACAGAUAUGCUUCGGGGGGGUAACCCUCUGACUGUGGGUGUUGGCAUUGUAAUCGAAGUCAUUCGCAAAAACAAUUCGGAUUACGACCUGGAGACGCAAGUAGGACCAACUCCGAAAACCUCAGAUCCGAUAUACCUCGGCACGCUUCUUCGGCAAUUUGCGAAACACGUACCGGAUUUCAUGGAGCUGAUCUCGAACCCCAACCAUACUGUAGUGAAUAGUGAUGGAACCAAGACGGUGAGGAAGAGGGAGCUGAAAGCCGCGUUUGGAGGCAAGAUUGAGCCCCUUGGUUUCGACCGAUUCAAAACGUGCGAGUUGAUGGCGGAGUUGUUACACUGCAGCAACAUGGCCUUGCUGAAUGAGAGAAGUGCGGAGAGCGAAGUCAAGCGCCGCGAUGCUGAAAGAGAACGUCUAAAGGCGGAGGGCAAACUGGCUCCUGCAAAAGAAACGGCAUCCGGACAAGAAGAUUUCGGCACCAGUGUGGAUAGCCAUGGCUUCCAUCAUGCAAGAGCACCCUCGCAGUUAGGCGAACCACCGGAGGAGAUCAAGCGGCUCGAGGUGCACAACAGCGCCGAAGAGGAAGAUUUUGAGAAAGUGGCAGUUUCUGAAGCUGAGAUCAGAGAUGAUUUCGACGAGAAGGACGAAAUUGCAUCGCCUGCAGCUCCUGCCGGUACGACCGCCGACGAAGCUGAAUCGCCUACUUCAGCUGGUCUCACGGACGACGUUGGAGGCCUCGCCCUGGACAACGACACAGAGAUGAGCAAUCCAGAGCCAUCCAGUCCAGAGCCUCAAAGCACCCAGCCAAUGACGCCAUCCACUCCUGAAUCGAGCAAGCACCAAGCUUCGUUAUUAACCCAACAGCUCAAUGAGUCCCCGGAUCCAAUCUCACGUGACACGACUAUCGAACUCUCACCGCAUCCGGAGGACAAGCCAGCGCCUCUAUUUGCCGGAAAGAAAGAUGCUUCGCCAGAGAAAACUGAACCCAUGCAGGACACACAGACUCAAAAGACUAGCCCAGACAUAGAGGAACCUGUAGAAAGCUCGCUGGGCGGUGACAACGAGAGCUUGGAGUCGGUGCUACUCUCUGGACAGGAAGGUGAAUCCAUGCCAGUGUACGAAGUCGACGUGGACGGGUCGCCCGUUGUGGGCGACUUGCUCAAGAUCAUGUUUGUCGAACAUAGAGUUGUGCCAACCAUCCUCGACUUCUUCUUCCGGUUUCCGUGGAACAACUUUCUGCACAAUGUCGUUUACGACGUCGUACAGCAGGUCUUUAACGGUCAAAUGGACCGUGGUUUCAACCGGAACCUAGCCGUUGAUCUCUUCGAGACAGGCCGGAUCACGGAGCGCGUCAUCGAAGGCCAGCAAGCCAGCGACAAAUCACAGGCUGAGACGAGCAUGCGACUGGGAUACAUGGGCCAUCUCACGCUGAUUGCGGAAGAGGUUGUUAAGUUUACCGAGCGACACCCGCCGGAACUCCUUUCGCAGGUUGUGCUGGAGAAAGUCAUGAGUCGACGAUGGAUCGACUAUGUCGAGCAUACUUUAGCGGAAACGCGUGAGAGAGACAACGCAAUUCUUGGAGGCGUCCGCCCAGACAUGUCUGUUGGCCCACGACAAGCCGUGUUGAACGCCGUCAAUGCGUCCCAAGGCUUCGGCAACACCAAUUCCUCUUCACUAGCCAACGCCGGACUUUCGGGCAACGGUUCUGUCCCGCUCGACAGCAUGGAGCUCACCAACACGAGCAGUGCGUCUGGAGGGAACUACGGCUUCAGCGGCGGUAGCCUUCUCAGCGGCUUCAACAACUCGAGCGACGAAGAAGACGAAGAGAUGGACGAUGGCGAGGGCGAAAAGCAGACGCCGACUGUCGAUGACUCGGACCAACCCUCCUCCGCCCCUCCUCCGUCCAACAUCCCCCCGCCCCUCCAAGUCCAGCCCUCACGCGCCCGUCGCCAAUUCGCCCUCCGGCUAGCCCAACGCAAGCGCGAAAUGGAGGCUGCAGCGAGGGCCCAGGAAGCGGAGGAGGGUGAGGAAGACGACGAUCCCAGCCCCGAGCUGGAGAGCGUGGAUCUGCUCGCCGAGCAGUGGGCUGCGGAACGGAGCGCUUUGAACGGGCGCGGCGAUCCGGAGAGGUUUGCUGAUUUGUUUGAUGCGCCGGAUAGUGGGGAGGAUAGUGAGGAUGAGAAGGAGACGAGUCGGAAGAGGGCGUGA
This is a messenger RNA of Coniosporium apollinis CBS 100218, 3093 nucleotides long. RefSeq lists its product as uncharacterized. Bases 1 to 3093 code for a protein of 1030 amino acids. Gene Ontology annotation, cellular component: cytosol; nucleus. NCBI's taxonomy places the organism in Eukaryota, Fungi, Ascomycota, Dothideomycetes. The transcript is spliced from 5 exons. The record is from RefSeq and is a predicted model, not a curated record. Gene Ontology annotation, molecular function: protein phosphatase regulator activity; protein phosphatase binding.